Messenger RNA from Glycine soja, 889 nucleotides. Its product is annotated as metalloendoproteinase 5-MMP-like. Lineage: Eukaryota; Viridiplantae; Streptophyta; Magnoliopsida; Fabales; Fabaceae. Gene Ontology annotation, cellular component: extracellular matrix. The transcript has 3 exons. Gene Ontology annotation, biological process: extracellular matrix organization; collagen catabolic process; proteolysis. The record is from RefSeq and is a predicted model, not a curated record. Gene Ontology annotation, molecular function: zinc ion binding; metalloendopeptidase activity. Bases 1 to 585 code for a protein of 194 amino acids.
AUGAAUGGAUAUCACCACUGUUAUUAUAUUGACCAUUUGAAAACCUCAAUAUAUAAAAAAGUUCCAGGAAUAUUACAACCUAAACGUGUCGGGAAAACUGGAUUCAGAGACCAUGAAACUAAUGUCGUUGGCAGCCCAAAACUCACCGCGAGUACGAGGUUUGCAUUCAUCCAAGGGAAACCUCAAUGGCCAAGCUCCAAGCGACACCUCACGUACGUGUUCGAAUCAGGUGUGGAGGGGGGUGCACCGUUAGGGCUUCUCCGGAGGGUUUUCAGAGAGGCAUUUCGGCAAUGGUCGUGCACGUCUUCGUUCACGUUCGAGGAGGCUCGGAGCGGAAUCACAGAUUGGGUUCUUCAGUGGAGACCACCGAGCGGAGAUGGGUUUCCGUUUGACAUGUUUGGACCCGUUUCGGCGCAUGCUUUUCAACCACCUGAUGGAAGGUUGCAUGUUGAUGCGGAUAAGCCGCGGAAUAAUGAAGUUUCGAUACAGAGGGGGUAUUAUGAUUUGGUGUGGGUGGCGAUGCAUGAGAUUGGUCACCUUCUUGGGCUUGGUCAUAGCCCGAUGCGUAUGUGCAUGCUGGAGUGAAUAAGAGGAAACUUACUGUGGAUGAUGUUGCAAGCAUAAAGGACUUGUACUCUUCGCCGGAUCAGAGUGAGAACUCUCAUGUGGUGCGAUUAUCGUCUUGUGUGAUCUUAAUUUGGUUUUGCUUACACAUUUUUUAUCUUAUUCUUUUAUGACUACAAGUGGAGAUUAAUGCCAGCAUUUGUCAAUAAAAAAAAAUAAAGACCAAUGUUUAGGUAUAGAAAGUGUUUGGUAACAAAUAAUUUUUUUCAUGCGAGAAUAUGAUUCCUUCAUGAUUCUUAAGUAUGCAUGAGAUCAACUCUCAAGC